Molecule: messenger RNA, 4897 nt
Organism: Hypoxylon trugodes
Lineage: Eukaryota; Fungi; Ascomycota; Sordariomycetes; Xylariales; Hypoxylaceae
Product: Non-repetitive/WGA-negative nucleoporin C-terminal-domain-containing protein
Exons: 4
Coding region: 440-4579 (1379 amino acids)
Biological process (GO): protein import into nucleus; poly(A)+ mRNA export from nucleus; transcription-dependent tethering of RNA polymerase II gene DNA at nuclear periphery
Cellular component (GO): nuclear pore outer ring
Molecular function (GO): protein binding; structural constituent of nuclear pore
Source: RefSeq, a predicted model, not a curated record
CGUAGCUCCAAUCUUAACUAACCCAAUUCCAGCGAAAGAAGAGGCCUAAGCUGGGGGUACCUAGGUAGUUGCUGCUUGUGUUUUUUUUUCCAUUCCCUUCUCAGGUACCCAGUCAAGGUCAACUUGGACCCAAUCAAUCAUUACCAAACAUCAACGGCCUCGUCAUUCUUUCGCGAGUGAAUGCCUUCACCAUCUAAAUUUUGUUCCUUUUUCACCUUCUCACCUCUCACCUUUACUUCACCAUUUUAUCCGCCUCCCACGUCCACGUCCACCUCCUCGACUUUUUCCAUCUCCUCACAAUGAGCAGAUAUUUUUCGCAUCAAUCGACGCAUCGAUAAUAACGAUUCCGUCUCGUCCAUAAAUAUUUUCGAUUGCAUUGUUGUUUUGACCUCAACUAUCCCCUAAAAAUCUAAGGCCUCAUAUUGAAAAUCCUUGCAUCAUGUUUUCGGCUACCCUCAACAACGGCGCCGAAAACGCGGCUCCGACUCCUAUGACUACGCGCGGUAGAAGGCGUCAACGGCCGGUGAGCUCGGAUAAUUCAGUGCAACAACCGAAAGCGAAACGGCAGAGGGUACCAUUGAACGAACAGACCUUCGUAAACCCGAAUAACACUCCAGAUACCUACGAGGUCAAGUCAACAAGACCUUCGAUGAUCGAGUCGAAGCAGGAUGGAAUUGAAGAAUCACCUGCAUCUAAACAAGAACUUAGCUUUCGGUCUAAGAAGGCGAGACCUGCUGAUCGCUUUAGCAAAGGGGAUGGCAGCACGCUUCUGUCGACCAAUAUCGCGUUCGACGUUAGGAAACUUCCCGCUUUACCUGACCGACUGAAACAAGAUGCCACCCUUCGCCAGCAUGGCUCCUCCGACAGCUUUACAGGAUAUGCUUUGAGUCUCUCCCACACACACGCUAUUGUAUGGUUGUACGCGACACCCACACAGUCUCCUGAAUCUUUUACCUUCACCUUGCCGUCUCCCUCGAAACAUUCCACCGAUCCCUUACCUCAAGGUGCUCUUGUGCCCCCAUCCGCGUCCUCUACCGAGCCAGGUUUAGUAGUAGUGAUGCCUACAAGCGGGAAGGUUACUUAUUGGGAAUCGAUAUCGAGCGCGACGACGUGGGACUUUAUGCGACAACAGAAAAGUGGUAUUGAAGGCACUGUUAUGGGAAUGUUCUCUGGGGAAGUUAUCAUCCAAAUAAUCCAUGCCGAAUCUGCAGCUGGCUUCGUUCUUGCCUUUAGCAGUGGACGAAUGGCGUAUUUGAGUGUACGAGAUGCCCAUGGCCGCCCUAAGGUAUCGACGCAGUUCUUACGCACCAAUCUCGGCCCCGCUAGUAGUGGGUUCUUUGGUAGUAUUCGACACGCGUUGUCACAUAAUGCGGUGCAGGGCGAUAUUGCUGCCGUUCGAUCAGAACGAUCCAAACAAGGCGAGUGUACUGUUGUAGCCGUUACAUCUAAGGGUCGGCUUCAUUCGUGGAGGGUACAUCGUGGGGGUCAUCACGAUCUCCUAGCCGAGGUGGAUGCUCGCAGCGCAAUCAUCGGAGCCCUCCAGCAGGUAGAUAAAACUAACUCUAGGUUACCCUCCGAGUCGCUAAAGAUACUUGACUUCUGUUUUGUCCCUAGGGUUGUGGAUCGAAAGUACAGCGAUAUGAACCAACUCCUCCAGUCGCCAAAAUCCGAAGAUCAACAACACCUCCUGCUUCUUGCCUCCUUAUCCAACAAACAAUCUUGGCGCUAUUCGCUUGUUGAGGUCAAGUUAUCUAACGCGGGUUCAUCAGAGGACCCUCUUGAAAUUGGCAUGGUUCGACCUAUAUCUGCGUAUUCCACGCAACCUGAUCCACACGCCCUGGUUAAACCUCGAUUGUACCUACCACGACCGAACAUAAUCGCUUUUCUCGUCUUCGAUCACGCAGCUGUUGUGGCAUCUAUUGCGCAACCACCCGAUUCCCCGGAUUCCCAGAUCCUCGAGGACAACCACCUUCUGCCUGCUUCAUUCGAGGAUGUCGUCGACCUGCGUGCAGACCCUACACUUGAAAUAGUUGGUUCUGGGAUCGAAGAACCCGUGACGCAGGUUUUCGGAGCUAGCGAGGGCAAAGCACCUCGCAUUCGACCCAAGAAUCCUGCUGCUAUACUACUGGUUCGAGGCGCCGGAACCUUGCGCAUUGCUACAACAGACGUGGAACGAUUCGCAAGUGAGAAGCCUCCAGAGGUUACGGCUAAAGCAAAACUUGAUCAGGCUGUAUUCUUUGGAGUCAAGGAAGACAAUCCGCUCGUCUUUGAUGUUCAACAUGGCCUCCGUUUCACUGAUGCGGAAUAUGGUAUCGCCGCCUUGGAGUUGAGUAAAGAGAUUCUCACCUCCACUGGCAAGCACUUCUCAUCUCUAGCCGCACGGGUCGAUACUAACAUCAAGGAGCGUGUGCAAUAUUUGGAAAAGAUCAUGACACAAUUGGCGAGCUUAGGAGUGAACCUCGACCGUGUCAUAAAGUGGCAGCUACUCUGGAAUGCGGAGAAGCUACACGUUGCUAAUGUCAUCUGGCAUAAGCACGAGGAAUUCACGAACCUUCGGCCUACCGCUUCCAAAAAGAGCAUUGUUGCUGAGAUUGUUGAGUACAUUCGAUCCGAGGAAAAGUCCGAACCAAACGCUGCGAAGGGUGAAGUCGACGAGUUGCGCCACUGGUUCAUUCGCGAUGUUGAUCGCAUGGAAAUAUUUAUCGCCUGGGCCUACGAAGUUAUAAAACACAAUUCCAGGGCCAACUUAGAUCAAUCAUCUCUAACAUGCUUGAUAUACGAGGCCGCAGAAAUUUACAACAGCGCGAUACGAGAUGCUUUCACGUUUCGCACUAGAAAUCUCGAGCUCUAUGGUUUGGCUGAUGAAAAGCUGGAACACGGAAUCUUAGCCAACGAUUAUACUGGGUUGCCGACACCCUGGACUUGCCACCCUUUUAUUGCUAACAACGUGAAGAGGCAAGUCGAGUUAUCCACUGAAUGGGUUAAACAACAUUGGUCAGCAGAGUCCGAUGGGCAAAACGUGUUAAUUCAAAGAACACGUGAGCUAUUGCCACAAAUGACCGAGAUUUACCUCACUAUAGUACAGGAGUUAUCUCGAUCAUACCUUGCCAGUGACGAUCCCAAAAGGGCUGCGGAUGGCCAGAAGUAUGAGAGUAUCUACGAGCAAGAUCGCCAUGACAAGGUUAUCCUUCUUGCGCAAACGGAAAAUUGGGAAGCCGGAAUCAACAUUGCUGAGAGCCACGAGUCGCUCCCAGCCCUUGCAGAGAUCUUAACUCGCGAAAUUGACGGAAUACGGAACCAGCUUGAUACAUCUGGUCUUUCUCCGGAGAAGGCCGGGGAAUUGGACGCAAAGAUGACCGCGAAAGAGGAGCAGGUUCGGGAGUAUUUCGGGACGUACGGCAAGGAUUUCGCCUUUCCUUUCUAUGAAUACUUGUUCACCACGUUUGGAGUUGAUGCUCUUCUCGAAUACGAAGGUGAUAAGAAAUUCAAGACUAUGUAUCUUCGAACGAAGCCGGAACUAGCUAAGGUUUCAUGGAUCAACGACAUUAUCGGCGAAGAAGACAUCGAUCAUGCUGCUGAUACCCUGCUUGAUCUCGGCCUUGCACGUGAGCAGCAGGUUUGGAACAAGAAGAUUGAAUUGAGCCUUGGAAAGCUGGCCAGGAUGGCUGAAUCAUCCCGGCCUUCUAGCAAAGCGUCUACAAGUGUGCAGAGCGCGAGCGCCAGCGGAAUCGUUGAAGAUCCGCAAGUUGAAGUUAUUGACAAGGAACUUGCGAUUAUCGGAAUCCAGGAUGAUCUUUACAAUACCCAAAUUCGUCCGGUGGUCAGCGUGGCGCUAGAAGGGGAGGAGUUGAGCCUCGUUCAAGAGACGUUUGCGCUCAAGAUUCCUAAGAAGUAUAAGAUACUUUCGCAGGUGUUCGACGAUGCUCUUCGACGACUCUUAAACCACGAAGCUCUGGACCCACUGACUCUCAUCGACCUCCUCACAUUAAUAACUCUACCGUCAGAAACCAGAGAACAUAUGCCCGACCAAUUCUUCUCCGCUACUCGCGUGGCUUAUAACGGUCUAAGCGGAGCCGAACGGGUACAAGUCGAACGACUCAUCUGGCGAAGGUGUUUCCUAAGGGAAGAUUGGGCACAGCUCAAUAAUACGACCCUGAAAAAUGACAACGAUAUUGUGGAGGUCCUUGGUCAAACCGAUUUAUUUCAAUUUUACUGCACGCUAUACGCAAAUCAGCAAAGUGGCGCCGACCCGAACAAGUAUAAGCGAUUGUCGCCAUCGGAGGCUGCAGGCGUGUAUACGGAAACCUUGGACCGACGGUUCGAGAAGAUGGAAAAAGCUUACCGCGAAAAAGUACUGGAGGCAAUGAGGUGGGAGGAUUCUAACCUGCUCAAGCAUAUCGAGAAGCAUCGAUUAGAACAAUGGGCAAAGGAGACUCGAAAGUACGCGGAAGAGGCUGUCACCCAACAAUUUGAUGAGACGACGGCAGCGGGAGCGGCACUCAGCCCGCCUAGAGCCGGGUUGGCUAGGAAACGAUCUAAGGCGUUUGAGGACACGAAUGGACAAAACGGUACACACUAGAUAACAUUGGCAUCGAAACUGUGGGAACUCCCCUAGGAAAGUAAUUCAUUGGAGUGGGUGGAGUUGGUCUUUUUAAGAUUCAUUUCCUGUACCAUAUUGCAUUUACGUGUUGCGUGUUUGCGUUUAUAUAAUCGCCGUGAGGCAUGGGCAAACGGAAAAGUUGACGUGAAUCAGGGGAGUGGCAUUUUUUUCUAGGGAGGAAUUUCCCGAAUACAAACUGGUAACUGGAACAUGAUACCGAGGCUAUACAUAGCCAGCACAAGCAAGAUAGCUUCGCAUACGUAGCUUUUGCUCAAGAUGACUUAUCUUUUCUUUGUA